AUGGAUCCGCCGGCGGGAGCGGCUCGCCGCCUGUUCUGCCCCGCUCUGCUGCUGCUGCUACCGCUCCUGCUGCCGCCGCCCGCGAACACCCGGCUCGCCGCUGCCACCGACCCCUCAGGAGGGCCCCUCGGGCCCGCAGCGGAGCGCAUCCUGGCGGUGCCGGUGCGCACUGACGCCCAGGGCCGCUUGGUGUCCCACGUGGUGUCGGCAGCAACGACGGCCGGGGUGGGAAUACGAGCCCGCAGGGCUGCCCCUGUGGGGACCCCGGACUUCCCCGGAGACAGCGAGGAGGAUGCCGGUGGCCGCCUCUUCUACAAUGUCACCGUCUUCGGCCGAGACCUGCACCUGCGGUUGCGGCCCAAUGUCCGCCUCGUGGCGCCUGGCGCCACGGUGGAGUGGCAGGGUGACUCUGGCGCCACCCGCGUGGAGCCCCUGCUUGGGACCUGCCUCUACAUCGGAGACGUGGCGGAUCUGCCCGUAGCCUCCUCCGUGGCGCUCAGCAACUGCGACGGGCUGGCUGGUCUGAUUCGCAUGGAAGAGGAGGAGUUCUUCAUCGAGCCCCUGGAGAAGGGGUUGGCGGCGCAGGAGGCUGAGCAGGGCCGUGUACAUGUGGUGUAUCGCCGACCGCCCACUCCCAGGCCGCUGCCUCUUGGGACGACACCACAGGCCCUGGACACAGAGGCCUCUUCCGGCAGCCUGGACAGCCUGAGCCAGGCGCUGGGAAUCCUGGAGGAGCGCAUCAACAGCUCACGGCGGAGAGCACGCAGGCACAUCACGGACGACGACUACAACAUCGAGGUCUUGCUGGGCGUGGACGACUCCGUCGUGCAGUUCCACGGCAAAGAGCACGUGCAGAAGUACCUGCUAACACUUAUGAACAUCGUCAAUGAAAUCUACCACGAUGAGUCUUUGGGGGCCCACAUCAACGUGGUGCUGGUGCGGAUCAUCCUGCUGAGCUAUGGGAAGUCCAUGAGCCUCAUCGAGAUCGGGAACCCUUCCCAGAGCCUGGAGAAUGUCUGCCGCUGGGCCUACCUGCAGCAGAAGCCAGACACAGACCACGACGAGUACCACGAUCAUGCCAUUUUCCUCACUCGGCAGGACUUCGGGCCAUCGGGCAUGCAAGGCUACGCUCCUGUCACUGGGAUGUGCCACCCUGUUCGCAGCUGCACCCUGAACCACGAGGAUGGCUUCUCUUCGGCCUUUGUGGUGGCCCAUGAGACUGGCCACGUGUUGGGCAUGGAGCACGAUGGGCAAGGCAACCGCUGCGGGGACGAGGUGCGGCUGGGCAGCAUCAUGGCGCCUCUGGUGCAGGCCGCCUUCCACCGCUUCCACUGGUCUCGCUGUAGCCAGCAGGAGCUCAGCCGCUACCUGCACUCCUACGACUGUCUGCGGGAUGACCCCUUCGCCCAUGACUGGCCGGCGCUGCCCCAGCUGCCGGGGCUGCACUACUCCAUGAAUGAGCAGUGCCGUUUCGACUUUGGCCUGGGCUACAUGAUGUGCACGGCGUUCCGGACUUUAGACCCCUGCAAGCAGCUGUGGUGCAGCCACCCCGAUAACCCCUACUUCUGCAAGACCAAGAAGGGCCCCCCCUUAGAUGGGACGAUGUGCGCUCCCGGCAAGCAUUGCUUUAAGGGACACUGCAUCUGGCUGACACCUGACAUUCUCAAACGGGAUGGCAACUGGGGCGCCUGGACCCCAUUCGGCUCUUGCUCACGCACCUGCGGCACAGGUGUGAAGUUCAGGACCCGCCAGUGUGACAACCCACCCCCAGCCAAUGGUGGUCGCACCUGCUCAGGCCUUGCCUACGACUUCCAGCUCUGCAACCCUCAGGACUGCCCAGACACCCUGGCCGACUUCCGCGAGGAACAGUGCCGACAGUGGGACCUGUACUUUGAGCAUGGUGAUGGCCAGCACCACUGGCUACCCCACGAGCACCGGGAUGCCAAGGAACGUUGUCACCUCUACUGCGAGUCCAAGGAGACCGGGGAGGUGGUGUCCAUGAAGCGCAUGGUGCACGACGGCACACGCUGCUCCUACAAGGACGCCUUCAGCCUUUGCGUGCGCGGGGACUGCAGGAAGGUGGGCUGUGAUGGGGUGAUCGGCUCCAGCAAGCAGGAGGACAAGUGUGGUGUGUGUGGAGGAGACAACACCCGGUGCAAGGUGGUUAAGGGCACGUUCACACGCUCCCCCAAGAGGCACGGCUACAUCAAGAUGUUUGAGAUCCCUGCGGGAGCCAGGCACCUGCUCAUCCAGGAGGCAGACGCCACCAGCCACCACCUGGCUGUCAAGAACCUGGAGACGGGCAAGUUCAUCUUAAAUGAAGAAAACCAUGUGGAUCCCAAUUCCAAAACCUUCAUCGCCAUGGGUGUGGAGUGGGAGUACAGGGAUGAGGACGGCCGAGAGACACUGCAGACCAUGGGCCCCCUACGUGGUACCAUCACUGUGCUGGUGAUCCCCGAGGGAGACGCCCGGAUCUCGCUGACAUACAAGUACAUGAUCCAUGAGGACUCGCUCAACGUGGAUGACAACAAUGUGCUGGAAGACAACUCCGUGGGCUACGAGUGGGCCCUGAAGAAGUGGUCCCCAUGCUCCAAGCCCUGUGGCGGAGGGUCGCAGUUCACCAAAUAUGGCUGCCGCCGGAGGCUGGACCACAAGAUGGUGCACCGGGGUUUCUGCCACGCCGUUGUGAAGCCCAAGCCCAUCCGCAGGGCCUGCAACCAGCAAGAGUGCUCCCAGCCUGUGUGGGUCACAGGCGAAUGGGAGCCAUGUAGCCAGAGCUGUGGGCGGACAGGCAUGCAGGUGCGCCCCGUGCGCUGUGUCCAGCCGCUGCACAACAACACCACACGCUCCGUGCACACAAAGCACUGCAACGACAACCGGCCCGAGAGUCGCCGGGCCUGCAACCGGGAGCUGUGUCCCGGCCGCUGGCGUGCUGGCCCCUGGUCUCAGUGCUCGGUGACCUGUGGCAACGGCACCCAGGAGCGGCCAGUGCUCUGCCGCACCCCAGAUGACAACUUUGGCAUCUGCCGGGAGGAACGGCCCGAGACAGCAAGAAUCUGCCGACUCAGCCCCUGCUUCCGAAACACCUCGGACCCCUCCAAGAAAAGCUACGUGGUGCAGUGGCUGUCCCGCCCAGAUGGCGACAAGCCCGUUCAGAAGAUCUCGUCAAAAGGCCACUGCCAGGGCGACAAGUCAAUGUUCUGUAGGAUGGAAGUCUUGUCUCGCUACUGCUCCACCCCAAGCUACAACAAGCUGUGCUGCAAGUCCUGUAACCUAUACCGCAACCUCACUACAGCGGACGACAGGCUGGAACCCCCGCCUGGAAAGCACAAUGACAUAGAAGUGUUCAUGCCCACGUUCCCAGCACCCACUCCGGUCACUGAGGCACCACUGUCUCCAGUCAUCCCGCUGGAGGUCCCUGGCAACACCUCCAGCAUCAAUGCCACGGAGGACCAGCCGGAAGUCAACGCUGUGGAUGCUCCCUACAAACCCCAUGGCAUGGAGGAGGAAGCCCAGCCUCCCAACCGGAUCCCACGACGCCCAAGCCCUUACGAGAAGACCAGGAACCGAAGGAUCCAAGAGCUCAUUGAUGAGAUACGGAAGAAAGAGGUGCUCACAAAGUUCUAAUAAAGCGGAAAGAUA
This is a messenger RNA of Ochotona curzoniae (black-lipped pika), 3642 nucleotides long. Its product is annotated as A disintegrin and metalloproteinase with thrombospondin motifs 2. Gene Ontology annotation, molecular function: metalloendopeptidase activity; zinc ion binding. The record is from RefSeq and is a predicted model, not a curated record. NCBI's taxonomy places the organism in Eukaryota, Metazoa, Chordata, Mammalia, Lagomorpha, Ochotonidae. The transcript has 22 exons. Gene Ontology annotation, biological process: proteolysis; extracellular matrix organization. The coding region runs from base 1 to 3627 and encodes 1208 amino acids.